AUGUCUUCUAAACUAUCAUUCAUCAGCCUUGUAGCUUCGUUGCUGGCCGGCAUACCCGUCGCCCGAAGCUCCGAAGCCUAUCCCUCACUACCAACAUGGAAAUGCACUACCUCAGGUGGAUGCUUGCAGCAGAACACCUCCGUUGUGCUUGACCAGGACUCGAAGUACACCCAGGGUGCUGCCGGCUCGAGAACGACGGCCGACUACACAGCUAUGGGAGUUUCUACCUCGGGAGACGCCCUGACCAUGUAUCACUACGUUACAACCAACGGCACGUUAAACGCGGCAUCCCCACGCGUUUACCUCCUAGGCGCCGAUUCCAAGUACGUCUUAAUGGACCUCCUUAACCAAGAGCUUUCAGUUGAUGUCGACUACUCGACUCUCCCAUGCGGCGAGAACGGCGCCUUUUAUCUGUCAGAGAUGGCAGCUGACGGAGGGGGUGGUGCUGGCGCAGCGGCAGGUACCGGCUACUGCGACGCACAGUGCCCCCAAGGUGCCUGCUGCAACGAGAUGGAUGUCCUCGAGGCCAACUCUGAGGCGACGGCCAUGACACCCCACCCGUGCGACGGCGACAGUUGUGACAGCGGCGGCUGCGGGUACAACCCCUACGCGAGCGGGCAGCACAGCUUUUGGGGCCCUGGUUUGACGGUCGACACGAGCCAGCCGUUCACGGUUACCACGCAGUUCACAGCCAGCGGAGGGACGUUGACGCAGAUAACACGCUCGUACACACAAAACGGACGACAAAUCGUCGGUGGCGGGACGAUUUCCACUUGUGGCACGGAUUCGUCGAGUACUGGUCUGACAGGAAUAGGCAAUGCCCUUGGGCGCGGGAUGGUUUUGGCUAUGAGUAUCUGGAAUGAUGCCACACAGGAGAUGGCCUGGCUUGACGCCGGUACCAAUGGACCUUGUGCGAGUGGAGCGGGCACCCCGUCUAACAUUGAGUCUCAACACCCUGACACUCACGUCGUCUUCUCCAACAUCCGAUGGGGCGAUAUCGGAUCUACUGCCACGGGUUAG
This is a messenger RNA of Lachnellula hyalina, 1020 nucleotides long. It is a transcript of the gene eg7A, whose product is annotated as Endoglucanase 7a. Bases 1 to 1020 code for a protein of 339 amino acids. Gene Ontology annotation, molecular function: hydrolase activity, hydrolyzing O-glycosyl compounds. NCBI's taxonomy places the organism in Eukaryota, Fungi, Ascomycota, Leotiomycetes, Helotiales, Lachnaceae. The record is from RefSeq and is a predicted model, not a curated record. Gene Ontology annotation, biological process: carbohydrate metabolic process. The transcript is spliced from 2 exons.